CACGGACAAUGCGUCCAGUUGCACGAGGUGCGUGCGGAUGGAGGUGUUGGCGGUGGCAACGGACUCGGCGGCGACACGGCGGCAACUCGGCCUUGUGCCCGUGGUUGUACUAACGUUUUUGAGUGUCUGCGGUGGCCCUUUCGGCAGUGAGGAGAUUGUGUCAGCGUGUGGUCCAUUGAUUGGAUUGUCUGCGCUGGCCGUGUUUCCCAUAGUGUAUUCGUUGCCGAUGAAUUUGCUCUUGGCCGAGUUGUGCAGUGCAUUUCCAGUCGACAGCAGCUUUUGCGCAUGGGUGGAAUUGGCAUUUGGCUCGUCGUGGGGUUUUUUCGUCGGCUAUUGGUCGUGGAUGGCGAGUACAUUUGACGCAGCCGUGUAUCCGUGCUUGGUGGUUGACGCUCUGUUCGUGGACGCCACGGUUGGUGACAGCACGGUGUGGGUAACCAAGACCGGUCUUCGUGUACUCUUUCUCACGGUCUUCAUGGUGCCAACACUGUUCAGUCUGGACUUUAUCGGCAAAGCGUCCAAGUGGCUGACGGGAAUCGUGCUAUUGCCAUUCGGGGUGCUCGUUCUCGUGGCCUUGCCGCAAAUGCGGUGGUCGAACGUCAUCGCUAUCAGUCCCACGAUGCAAUGGAGCCGACUCGUGAGUGUCUUAUUUUGGAACUUCCGUGGGUUCGACGCGAUGGGAGCGUAUGCCGGGGAGAUCCAAGCGCCGCAAAUCAACUUGAACCGAGCCAUGGUGGCGAGUCUGCUCAUGAUCACAGCUACAUACAUGCUGCCGCUCGUGGCCGCCGUCGGCGUGAACAAGCCCGUGUACUGGACGUGGGUGGACGGGUCGUUUCCUGCAAUUGCCGGAGCGGUUGCAGGGGGCUCGUGGCUAGCCCAGUGGGUCGCCGCUGCAAACGCAUUCAGUAGCUUUGGCCUGUACUUUGCAGAGUCGUCGGCGAAUGGCUUCCGCCUCGCAGGCAUGGCUGACGUCGGUUUAGCGCCGCAAUUUUUCUCCCACCGCGACAAGAAGACGGGAUCGCCGCGCCGCGCGCUUCUAUUCAUCUACAGCGUCAGCGUGGGUAUGUGCUGCGUGGACUUCACCACGAUCUUGGGCGUCACAAAUGCGUUAUCCAUCAUGGCCCAGCUCGUGCAAUGUGCUGGCGCAUUAACUUUGCGGUACACGCACGCUGACUUAGCUCGUCCAUAUCGAGUGAACCUGUCGAACGGUGCACUCACCGCCGUGAUGGUGGUGCCGGUGGUGAUGGCAGUUGCUGUUUUUGUGAACCAAGUGCUCCAGAAUGCAACAACGCUAGGGCUCACGGCGGUGGCUGCAGUUGUUGGUGUUGGGAUGUGGCGAGUUUUACGUGGCGCUCAAACAAACGGUGAUUACGAGUGCAUUCCCGACUCAACAGCGACAGGGAACUAAGGAUCCUCCAACCAUUGGCGUUGUUGGAUUAUUUGUCGAACAUGCUUUACGUCUUUCUGGG
Molecule: messenger RNA, 1469 nt
Organism: Aphanomyces invadans
Lineage: Eukaryota; Oomycota; Saprolegniomycetes; Saprolegniales; Verrucalvaceae
Exons: 4
Coding region: 38-1408 (456 amino acids)
Biological process (GO): transmembrane transport
Cellular component (GO): membrane
Molecular function (GO): transmembrane transporter activity
Source: RefSeq, a predicted model, not a curated record